Messenger RNA from Pseudophryne corroboree (corroboree frog), 655 nucleotides. RefSeq names its product crystallin gamma N (gene CRYGN). Gene Ontology annotation, biological process: visual perception; lens development in camera-type eye. The record is from RefSeq and is a predicted model, not a curated record. Gene Ontology annotation, molecular function: structural constituent of eye lens. Bases 42 to 593 code for a protein of 183 amino acids. Lineage: Eukaryota; Metazoa; Chordata; Amphibia; Anura; Myobatrachidae. The transcript has 4 exons.
UGUUGGCUCGUGUGUUGGUUUGGACAGCGUCCAGUGCAAAGAUGUCUCAGUAUUCUGGAAAAAUCAUUUUCUAUGAGGGAAAAUGUUUCACAGGGAGGAAAUUGGAGGUCUUCGGGGACUGCGAUAACUUUCAGGACAGGGGCUUCAUGAAUCGUGUCAAUUCCAUCCGAGUAGAAAGUGGAGCCUGGAUUUGUUUUGAUCACCCUGAUUUUAAAGGACAGCAGUACAUUCUAGAACGAGGGGAAUAUCCAGACUUCCACCGUUGGAAUGGACACAAUGAUCACAUGGGGUCCAGUCGACCUGUCAGAAUGCAUGGAGAACAUUAUAGGCUGGAGCUGUUUGAGGGCUGUAACUUCACAGGUCAGUGCUUGGAGUUCUGCGAGGACUGUCCAUUCCUCCAGGGACGGGGCUGGAACAAGAACUGUGUGAAUGCCAUCAAGGUCUAUGGUGAUGGAGCAUGGGUGCUGUAUGAAGAGCCCAACUACCGCGGACGUAUGUACAUUGUGGAGAGAGGUGAUUACCGUACAUUUAAUGAAUGGCAGGCCCAGAGUGCAAACAUCCAGUCCAUCAGACGGGUGGUAAACUACUUCUAAGUGCUGAAUUUUGACCUGAAUGAAAGGGACGCUCAGUAACAUUUACCUCUUCUAAGUGACAA